UUAACAACAUGAACGAAAGAGUAAACAUAGAUGUCCAAGAUACUGGAGAGAUACGCAUAAUGGUUCCAAAUCGUCAGGCACAGGCUCACAAUACCCUCAUGAAACUGCAGUCUCCUACAGGAACAGACGUUGUACAGUUGAACAAAGAUAUCAUAAAUCACCAAAGAUUCCGUGAAAAUUACAUUACAGAUGCUGAUAUCUGGAGCUGAAUUUACCCUGACAAUUGUUAUUUCCAGUACUCAACUCUCAUAGGUGUCGAAGAGGAAGGAAUGAAGUUGACCCACGAUACCUUUCAAAAGGCUAACACCUCCAUUUACCUCAAUGAUGCACAGACAUGCCUCAGACUAGGAGGAUUUACCGCAACUAAGAACAUGACUUCCAUCUUUGGAGGUGUCAGCCAGCUUACUCAUAAUUAUAACAGAAGGCUUAAAUAUUCCAUUGGAGGGAUGUUUGGCUCCCUCCACUCCGUCAAUACUUAUGCUCAGUAUAACUUGAGAAACUCAACUUCAGUGAAGUGAAAGAUUAAUAGGGUCUACCAAGACCCUGAUGAUCCACAUCAUGAAGUAUCUCUCACUGUUAGAGAGCAGCUGAGUGAAGAGUUCUCGAUGGAGAUGACCUUCAUGAGAGGUCUCCAUGAUGAGCUCAGAAUCUCAGCAUUGAACACAAUGAAUGUUCUCGAAGAUAGCUCCAAGCAGACCAUAAUUGAAGUAGAGACUAAGAUCAAGAAGCAUAUAACUACUGGAACUCUUCGGGUAAGGAACCAUAUUAGUGAAUAUCUUGGGACUAACCUUGAGCUGAAUGUUGGCUCAGCAGGCCACUACCCCACUCUAGGAAUUUCAUCAGAUAUUUGCAUCAACAUGUUCAUUUUCCAAAGACUUUUCAAAAAUAUGAGAAGCAAUAGAAUGCAAGUGCAGAAUUCUAGAAUGAAGAACAUUAACUUCCUCUUUGGUUUCGGUUACGGAAGUGAUGGCUUCAGUAUCAACAUUGGAGUAGAAUUAGCUGGGAUUACUCUCAAACUCCCAAUCCUGUUCCCCAGAGAACUAGGAACAACUGAAGAUGGAGAAGAAGUCACCCUUGAUGACUUCUACUUCGGUGGAUUUGUAAUAGCCUAUUUUGCUGGCUUUACUUACCAAUUCAAAAAACUUGUGGCACAAAGAAAAAAGCUUAAGCAGAAAAGAAGGAGACAAGCAUAAUUUCAAUCAUUCAAGACAGUAU
Messenger RNA from Moneuplotes crassus, 1215 nucleotides. Lineage: Eukaryota; Ciliophora; Spirotrichea; Euplotida; Euplotidae. The record is from the annotation of a GenBank genome assembly.